Messenger RNA from Pisolithus orientalis, 1310 nucleotides. RefSeq names its product NAD-binding protein. Bases 100 to 999 code for a protein of 299 amino acids. The record is from RefSeq and is a predicted model, not a curated record. The transcript has 5 exons. NCBI's taxonomy places the organism in Eukaryota, Fungi, Basidiomycota, Agaricomycetes, Boletales, Pisolithaceae. Gene Ontology annotation, cellular component: cytoplasm.
UUGUCUCCUCCCACCCCCGUCUGCAUCACGCUGGCGGUUGCAACGGAUAAUUCACAGAAGGCGCCCAGGAAUAGCCGGCGACCGUGAUCUCACCGUGCGAUGUCGCUUCUUGUACUCUCUGCUCAGGAUGUGAGCACGAUCACUGCUGCCUUGCCAUCUGCAGAGCUUGAGGCCCUCAUGGCUUCUGUAUUUCGUCGCCUCUCAUCAGGAUCGCACUAUACGUCACCGCAAAGGACAAGCAUUACCAUGACCCAUCACACGGCUCUGUUUGUGCCCUCACGGGUUGAGGACAUCGGCACUGCGAUUAAAGUCGUUUCUGUACCUACAUCUGCCGACGAUAAGCGUGGUUUGCCCGCUUCGACCAUUCUCCUGGACGAGGAAACCGGGCGUGUGAAGGCGAUCGUCAACGCGAGUGCGCUGACAGCCUUGAGGACUGCCGCUGGUCGAUGUACCAUCGUCAAUCGUUCGACGAAUGCACGUUUGGAAAACUUGUUGUCUGUAUUGCGUCAAUCUCACCCUCUCGUUGCACUCGAAGGACUUGCAUUGGACGAUACGACCAACGUCCGAAGUGCUGUAGGUCAUGCGAAUGUGAUCUGCACGGCAACAUCAUCCACUCGACCACUUUUCCCCUCCGAGUGGGUAUCACCUGGAACACACCUAAAUCUCGUAGGGAGCUUCAAGCCGAGCAUGGUUGAAGUGGACUGUGAUCUCAUAAGCCGGGCAGAGACGAUCGUCGUCGAUUCAAUCGAAGCAUGUGCGAUCGAGGCCGGAGAACUCAUCGCUGCAGGUCUAGGUGCUGGAGAUAUGAUCGAGAUUGGACGGUUAGUGGAGGAAUGGGAUUUUAAAGACGGGCUGGGAGAUAUUCAAAUGAGGAAGGGUGACCUGACGGUGUUCAAGUCAGUAGGCAUUGGGUUACAGGAUGUUGCUAUUGCGAGGUAUGUGGUGUCCAAGGCGGAGAGCUUUGGGAUUGGGACGACUGUGGUGGAUUUCCACGCGUGAAGAUGUAGUCUUCGUAUUGCCAGGAUGAUAUUCGAAACCGGGAUCGACUAGCACGCCAACAGUGUGCCUCUCAUACCUCUCGCAUGACCUGGAUGUGAAGGUGAGUUCCCAUAGAGUGAACACCACGCUCAGAAACUGCUAGGGCGAGAAGUGGAGACUUACUGCCUGCAUACACAACCGCAUUGGCACUGAAGCUCCGAGCCCUAGAAAUGCUCUGUACCCGAUAAGUGAACGAUGAUUUCAAAUUUUCGACAUGAUUCCGCUAGCUUGUACAUACAUGUAGGACCCAGUGUUAAGACAUUAAACUAGCA